AUGCACUCAGCUCUCAAGGUCCAUGAGAUCGUCUGCCAGAUCGCACAACAGCUAGAAGACGAUCCAGAGGACCUGGAGUCGCUGGCGCUGACAUGCCGUGCUUUCUGUGACCCUGCUCUGGACGUACUCUGGGCGGAAAUCUACAACAUCGUACCUCUACUCAAGUGUCUCCCCGAUGGGCUUGUCUCCUAUGGGAGAGAUCCAACUCGGCGUGGUUAUCCUCCGAGAAUGCUCUAUAACUUCACGAGGCCACUGGAUACUUCCGACUGGGCGAUGUUCUGCAAGUACUCGAGGCGCGUUCGACGAGUUUUUGGCUCUCUGACCUACAGGUCCAUCGGAAGGGGCACCAAAGCCUACACCACGGACGUGUCGCCUGAUGUGCUCCUUGUAUUCGCCCAUCCACCACCUGAUGCCCUUCCUCUCUUUCCACGUCUGGAGGAAGUCACAUGGGGGAUUCCAGCCCUCCACGUCUUCCCCUUCCUGCGACCGAUCGCCGGACCAUCCCUUACCACUCUGGAGCUGCGCAAUACACAUAUCGAUGACGACGAUGAAACUGAGCUCGAAGCAGCAGCAGCAGCAGAUACGGGGAUAGACACAGACCAGAGAGCGCGGCGACGGGCUGAAGCGCUCGCGCUGAUCGCUGGGCUCGGAACGAUGUGCCCUCGAAUGAAAAACUUCAAGUGGUCUGACCUGUGGCACUCGUCGGCUGCGGCUGUCGCCAUGUCUCGGGCGGUCUGCCAGUGGCACUAUCUGGAGGAUCUGCACGUUGACAUGCUCGCGGAUAUUGCGCUAGAUCAUGUUAUGCGCCUUCGCACCCUGCGCAAGCUCAGGAUUCAUGUCCCGCUUGUCAUCUCGAACGGCCACAGUCUCGCUCAAAAUCAAUGUGGGGAUAUAUUUCCGGGCCUCGAGACUUUGCGACUCAAGGCUCGGGGUUGUGGAUAUGCAGACAUCACCAACUUCCUCACCUCUCUACCUGGUCGUGUUCGCGCACGUCGUUUCGAAGCGCAUACGCCCUCUCUCGCAAACGUUGUUGCGGAUCUUCCCGAUCUCAUUCAAACUAUAUGUAACCGCUUCGACCGCGACACGCUCAAAGCCGUUUCUAUAACGGAGGAUCGAACGUACGACGACCAGAGAAUAGAACACGUCGCAGACUUUGACGUCACCAUCGACACGCUCCGUCCGCUCCUGGGCUUCCGAAACAUCGAGAGUCUGGAGCUAGACCUGAAACGGUCGAUCUCGCUCGACGACGACGACCUCGCCCAAAUCGCCUGCUCGUGGCCCAAGCUCCAGGCGCUCGGGCUCAACCCCGGCGAGGGCUGGAUCAAGACGUCGCAGGCCACGUUCUCCGGGCUCGCAGCUAUGAAAGCGCGGCUCCCCAAGCUCACUCGGAUUGCGAUCGCGCUAGACGGGCGCAGCGAUACCGCUGCGACUCUCACUCCGCCGCCGUCGGUGUCUCUGGACGAGGGGGAACUCGUGUGCCCCGUAGAGGCGCUUAAUCUGCUGGACUCGAAGGUCGGCGAGGACGUCGACGGGGUCGCGGUGUUCCUGUGCGAGGCGAUGCCCCUUGCGGGUGGAUGCGAGCUGGGAGCGUGGUGGUCUGUUCAUAUGGGGAAUAGGUGGCAGUCGCCGGCGAGGGGAUACGAGAAGUGGUGGGAGAGUGUGUUUAGCGCUGUUAAACGGAUUCGCGGGGAGGAGGGCGAGGUAGAGGAUGGUGACUCGGGGUGCUCGGAUGAUGGGGACUAGGAUUGGUGCGAGCGUUACGGACGGAUGCUUAACUUGUCAUUAUGCCCAAGGCUGGUGGUAGCUCCAGUGAGGUUGGGGUAAAGAGACGCCUGAAGCGAUGGCGUAUGCAGUCUGGCGGCACUUCCCUUUGAUUCGGACUAUUGACGACGUUACAUGUCUUUCGUAGGAUAUUGAACC
This is a messenger RNA of Coniophora puteana RWD-64-598 SS2, 1920 nucleotides long. RefSeq lists its product as uncharacterized. Gene Ontology annotation, molecular function: protein binding. The transcript is spliced from 2 exons. The record is from RefSeq and is a predicted model, not a curated record. The coding region runs from base 1 to 1743 and encodes 580 amino acids. NCBI's taxonomy places the organism in Eukaryota, Fungi, Basidiomycota, Agaricomycetes, Boletales, Coniophoraceae.